Molecule: messenger RNA, 704 nt
Organism: Dissoconium aciculare CBS 342.82
Lineage: Eukaryota; Fungi; Ascomycota; Dothideomycetes; Mycosphaerellales; Dissoconiaceae
Exons: 1
Coding region: 112-603 (163 amino acids)
Source: RefSeq, a predicted model, not a curated record
AGGGGUUGUCGGUGGUCAUCGAAGACAGGGGAGAGGUACAUGCUGUCCUGGUGAUUCAGCUCUGGCCCAUGCGAAGUCACGAGACCGGAAGGAGAUGAUGCGACUGUCCAUAUGGCUCUGUCUGGCCUGAUGGAUUUUGAUAUCACUGUGUACUGUACUGUGAUCUUCCGAUAUGUAUGUGAUGUGAUGGAUGGUGGGCAAACAAACACCUUCUUCCCCACGCACGCGGAAAGGCGCGCCCACGAGAUUUCCCCACUCCCGCACUUUUUCCGCCGUCACGGAGACAUGCAGGUGUGUGUGGACAACUCGCUGCGGGUGGGUCCCGAUUGCGGCUGUGGAAGUGGUGGUUUCGGUGUCCGCGGAGGACCAAGAGCCAUUUCUCGCAAGAUUACGUCUCGACCUUGUUGGACAAGACCCACCGAAGAGGCCGGCCAGGGAUCUCGUGGAUGCCGAUGCACACCAGAGAGAUCAUCACCGGGUCGGAGGUUGAUCUUCACCCGAGCAGCGGUUCAUCUCGGACCCUGUCAUCAUCACCACCACCAUCAUCAGCAACAAAUCGCCAUGCCGCAGAUGGGAAAAUCUUUCAUGUAUGUUCCCACGUGAGCAGGUUUGGCGUGGCCGUUCCGAGCAGGACAAAUUACUCGGGCUGUACUGUACACACAGUCUAACGUGACAAAACAUCUUUAAUCCCUGUCACCACGAUU